This is a messenger RNA of Diaporthe amygdali, 579 nucleotides long. RefSeq lists its product as uncharacterized. The transcript has 2 exons. The record is from RefSeq and is a predicted model, not a curated record. NCBI's taxonomy places the organism in Eukaryota, Fungi, Ascomycota, Sordariomycetes, Diaporthales, Diaporthaceae. The coding region runs from base 1 to 579 and encodes 192 amino acids.
AUGUCCAAGCCGACUCGCGAUACCACGGAGCAGCUGAACAGGGACGCAAUUGCGACGGUAGCAGUUGCAUGUACACACAAAUCACCGAUUCACCUCCUGCCUUUUGCACGAGAUGACGCGAUGCUGCAGGGAAAUGAGGUUGUGCUGACUUUGUUUGCUUCAACUACAAAAGGCCGGUGUGUCUCAAGAUCGAUGAACGAGUCCCCGGUCGAGCCCUCCAACCUCGCCGUUCGUGACGACUCCUUGGUUACCGUACGCACCGCCGCAGCCAUUGAAGAUGCGAUGGGGGCCGCAGUCCUUGCCGCUAGGGAAGAUUUCGAGCGAGUUGUCCCCUGGCCCACUACGGCAGUAAUUGGCGGCGGGCAAAGCUUCCAGUACAAGGCAGAGCCCCUGAGCAACGGCAACUUCAAGAUCACCUUUUACAACAGCGCCUCUCUGGCAGGACUGAGCUUCAAGUACACCGUCUACGCGGGUGACGGGGUCCUGGCAUCCGAGACUGUCCCGGCCGGAACCACUUCCAAGUUUGUUGAGGUGCAGCGCGUGGGAGACAGCUUCCGCAUCGUCAUCGUGCAGGUUUAG